Coprinopsis cinerea okayama7#130 is the source of this 856-nucleotide messenger RNA. RefSeq lists its product as hypothetical. NCBI's taxonomy places the organism in Eukaryota, Fungi, Basidiomycota, Agaricomycetes, Agaricales, Psathyrellaceae. Bases 1 to 789 code for a protein of 262 amino acids. The record is from RefSeq and is a predicted model, not a curated record. The transcript has 3 exons.
AUGUCGUCGAACACUAGCGAUAACCUCCAUGCAGAACCAGGAAAAGCCGUGGCAGGGCCAUCUGACAAUCCCGGUUUCCUCCAGCUCGUUCUAGUCGCGACAGAUAAGGACAACGGCGAAGAUCGCUACGCCCUUGUGCCAUUUCCCAGCACAUAUGAGGACGCUCAGAGGGCAGCCCUCUCUUCCUUCAGCCACUACAUGGUCGGGGACAACAUCCCACUUGACAAAGUGAUCCUCCGCAUCCCCUCCAAAAACAAGGACGAUGAAUGGAUCUGGGCGGAUAUCACCCCUGGCAGUUGGAGCGUUCUCGCCCGCUCCGCUAAGGAGGUCGGAGUGUUCCAAGCGGGGAGGGAGCGCGCUCUCCUUCUGGACGACAACAGGUUCCUUGCGGGCCAUUGUUGGCUGGCGCUCGGAACGUUUGGAAAGGGUACAGUCUCUUGGUCCGCCGUGAAAAGGGUCUAUGACCGUGAUGGGAGUCCUGGCUCAGCCCUGAUCAGGCGUCCUCCAUCUUACGAGGAAGCGAUCACGUUGCUCGACGAUCUCCUCCGAGACAAACAUCUUUGGUAUGAACUCGGUGUUCCUUUCGGCAGGAUUCCUUCGGGUCUGGGGGAACUUGGACGAGAAGUCGUAUUUUUUUCGUUCCUGUCGGAAGAUGCUGGCGCGCCUUUCCAUACGUCGAUAUGGCAAGAGAUGCCCCGAACUGCGAAGACGGAUGUAGCGCUCUGGAGAGCGUGGGUUCCAUCUCCGAACUCUAUCUUAGGCGUAGCUCUGCGAGAUCGCGCUGAGUAGGAUUGUAUGCUUGUUAUUUUACAAAUGAUCAUUUUAAUUGAAGGUUUUUCCCCAGUUUCGCCCGACG